Molecule: messenger RNA, 4043 nt
Organism: Malaya genurostris
Lineage: Eukaryota; Metazoa; Arthropoda; Insecta; Diptera; Culicidae
Gene: AdoR
Exons: 5
Coding region: 1644-3914 (756 amino acids)
Biological process (GO): G protein-coupled adenosine receptor signaling pathway; adenylate cyclase-activating G protein-coupled receptor signaling pathway
Cellular component (GO): membrane
Molecular function (GO): G protein-coupled receptor activity
Source: RefSeq, a predicted model, not a curated record
GCAGUGUUUAGUAAACCCACCGUCACCGUCGUCCGGCAGCUGUCAGUAGUCAGAGUGUUUGUUGUGGGAGGAAACGGUGGAAAGUCUCACGGCGUGCCUUUCUCUGUCCUGACGGUGUACAGUUUUUUUGUCCGUUACGAGCAACAGCGCAAACCGGUCUCCAUCGGCGGUACUGUUCAAAUUCAAGUGCCAAGAUACUUUCAGUCCUCGCGUGAAUCCCGCCUCGGUCGAACUUGUUUAGGAGGGAAAUAGAAGUUCUGGUCAGUCCAGUCUAGGAGGCCAAUAGUGAAAAAUAUUAUAAGACAUCUAGUGAAUGGUAAUGGCACGGAAAUUAAUGUCUAAUGAUGCUACGGCAUAUUUUGCAGACGACGGCCGCCACUUCAUAUAUCUAUGCAAACAAAUAAAAAAUCAAACAACGCCAGUGUCAAUUGAUUAGUGAUGAACAAGCGUAACAAUCGAAUGAGUUAGUUCGAGUUCGUGACAGAGGAAACAAAUUAGCACCGGAAGAUAGAAGUUAAGCGGAACGGAAAGGUGUGUGUGUUUGAUACAGUGUUACAAACCUAGGUGAUAAGAGAACUUAGCCCGGUGCGAUUUGGGGAAACAUUUUUCCGCCAAAAGAAAUCAAUACCCGUUGUGAUUCGAUUUUCGGAUUUGCGUAUCGCUAUAAAAAAAACCGCCCGAACCGAUUCAAUCGAGCAGUUAAUUAAAGUGUGUCCGCGAAUAAACGGACGGUGCACGGAAAACGUGCCAACCGAGCACGAAAGUCAAUUAGGAAGCAACGGCGAUGGAUGCUGAUACAAAUGGAAAUUAAAACGAUUAUAAUGGAAUGAAAAUUUAAACCUAUGUGUGAGCAAGUGAAUGCGACUGAAUCCAAUCGGGAAAAGUGAAUCAAAUUUAAUGGUAAUUAAUGGAAAAAAAUGUAUUUGCUGGAGGUGAGUGAAAACGAUACUGAAUUAAGCAAAAUGCUCGUUCGUCUGAGAGCCGUCAGGAAGUACUAAAAAAACCUUUUGCCAACGACAGUUUUUUAAUUUGCCACCGUUUUUUGAUUGGAUCAGAAAUAACCGUACAUUUCUCUUGCUUCAUCCGAUGUCAGCAAAGCUGCCCACGGUCCUGCUGAACGCCUGAACUAGUCAAUCCAAAACAAAACAAAACAAAAAACAUCAUCAUCCAUUUCGGGAGGAUUCACUUUCCCCGCAGCCCCCGGAUGGGUCAUUACCGGACACUCCGGUUGAGAUCCGAACCAAUGAAAUUUUCCAGUUUACUGCACUCCAGAUAUUCCCCUGCGGCAUCGGCAGUGGCACGCGUGCUCCGGGAAAGGCGGAAAAACUCGAAAACAACAAACAUACAGCCAUUACUGAGUGCAGCAACAGCAGCAACAGCAAACUAACUGACGCGGUGAGGGGUUCGGGGUCGGACGAAAAAGAAGAAGACCGGAGAAAAAAACCAAACCGAACGGUCUAUAAAUAACAUUAUCAAUGCAGGAUAAUUAAUUCGGCGACCGGCGAGUUUUGUGCUGUUGAAUUGAAAUAAAAUAUCGUGUGUGCGUUGUUUUUUUUUUUUUGUUUUGUCGCUCCGAAAAAUAAGUGCUUGCGAUCAAGAGGAAGAAAAACCAAGCCGCUUGGCUGAGAAACUGAAGAAGUUCAAUGACCGAAAUCGAUCCCCCCGGAAUUAUUGGAUAUUAUCAAUAUAACGACACGGAUGUGGUCGGUUGGAACGGGACGACUCGCUUCAUCCCCGAGGAUGCCGAACUGGACGUGACAUAUGCGGUAUUCGAGGGCCUCGUCGCGCUGAUGGCCGUCAUUGGCAACGCCAUGGUGAUUGUGGUGUUCAAACGGGAACGGCGCCUUCGGAGACGGACUAACUUCUACAUAGUAUCGUUGGCGACGGCCGAUUUUCUGGUCGGACUUCUCGGGGUACCGUUCGCCGUCCUUUCGUCGGUUGGAUUGCCACGGAAUCUGUACGCCUGCCUGUUCACCAUCUCGCUGUUGAUAGUUCUGUGCACGAUCUCGAUUUUCUGUUUGGUGGCCGUCUCCGUCGACCGGUACUGGGCCAUCCUGCAUCCAAUGGCGUAUUCGCGUAAUGUGCGGACCAAAACCGCGAUAGUCAUUAUCAGUCUAUGCUGGUUGGCAGGAUCCAUCAUCGGAUUUCUGCCGCUGUUUGGCUGGCACGAAACGCCCCAAGUCGACACCUGCCUCUUCCUCAAAGUCAUGGAUUACGACUAUCUGGUGUUUUUGUACUUUGCAACGAUCAUCACUCCGGCACUGAUCAUGUUGGCCUUCUACGCACACAUCUACCGGGUCAUUGUGAAGCAGUUACGCCAAAUCGUUACGAUGAAUCCAACGGGAAUGUUCUCUUCCGAAAGUCGACGAUCGUCGGAAAGUAGUCGCAUCCGGAUAUCAACCAUGAAGUCGCACCGGUGUAAAUCAGGUCACGGCCACGGUGGAACGAUGCUUCGCGUGCUGGGUGCAGCCCAGAAACGUGAAGUCAAAGCCACCCAGAACCUGUCCAUCAUCGUACUGUUUUUCAUGAUCUGCUGGAUUCCUCUGUACACCAUCAACUGCAUCGUGGCGUUCUGCCGUGAUUGCAAAAUCCCUCCGACCCUGAUGCUGUUCUGUAUCAUCCUGUCCCAUCUGAACUCGGCCGUCAACCCGCUACUGUACGCCUACCAUCUCAAGGAUUUCCGGGCGGCAAUGCGAAAUCUCAUCCUCAGCAUACUCGGGCACGAUGUGCCCAACCAGGAACUCAACUACCGGGCCUCUCUCGCCAGUCAGCAACAGUUCGCACAAAGACAUUCCAUAGUAGAUAGAAGACUGUCCCCGCAGCCAAAAAUUUAUAUCGAUUCUCCCGUUUACCUGCGAGCCCAGCAACAACGCCAGCAGCAGUCGUUUCUGCUGCAGCAACGUUCCCUGGACCGUUCGAGCACAGUUGGCUCGUUCUACAGUAUUAACAAAAAACGACUUAUCACCAGCACCCGUUCCGAUCCCGGUUCUGCCAACGUAAUGAUCAGCACAUCCGCCAUCAGUGCCAGCCCGGCCGAUUCCAACUGUUCCUCACCGCAACGAUACGAACCGGAACUGUUCGAACGGCCCAACUAUGAAAUGUGGGGCAUUGCCGAGGUGUCCAGUGCCAACGAGGACAGCGGCCAUCGGAAGUCAAUCGAGGAGGACGAUCGAAAUGGUUACAUUCUGGUUUACACGGACACGGACGGGCAUACAAGACAAAACGAGGAACGUCGUUCGGAUAGACCCUCGCCGGAGGUGGGUCGUGAGGACAUCGAGAAAGACUCGCGGACGGCAGGGUUUGAAGACAAUCUCAAUGAGAUACCAGCAUUUAAUUUAAAUAUUACCGAAGAAGACCGUAACCAUAGUUCACUCUACAGUAUAGUCCUCUCGCAGAGACGAAGCCAAAGUACAUGUUGUAUCCUACAGGAACGGGACGCCAUUCCACCGCCGACAGAUUCCGUAUUUCUGAUAGAAAACAAUUCACCGCAUCGAAUACUCGCCAACCAUGUGUCGCUGGCCGGAACCAACAACAACGGUGCCAUCUACGACGACGAGUGUGCCAGUAGUCUCAACCUAGUCGAUAAUUAUAACAAUAACAACAACAGCAACAAUGACAAUGACAAUGACAGUGACAACUGUGGCAAGCAUGCUUCUAGUCCAAAUUUUCCUUCGUCCCGUGAGACCGAUAGGGUUCGGCCCAUUAGUAAAUCGUUCUCGCUGUUCAACAGUACUACGCACCAGAAUCAGAGUCCGAACCACACGUCCUUGUCGCCAAGCUGUCCCUCGGCGACCAUGGACAGUGUCGAAACGUCACAUUCCAGCCUUUUUACGCUGUACAGUUCCGGCAGCGGGAUGAAACAGCGAGUGCAUAGCUUUAAGUAUAACAAACGAUCGUUGUCGAAUGAUAAGUGAAUGGCAAAUGUAAUGGCCUGUUGUUGUUCGUACUACUUCGAAUUAAUGGAGAUUCUUUAGGUAUAUUUAUCAUAUAGUAAAUAAAGUAUUAGGCAUUCCUUUUGACGACGAAGCAUCAUGUGUCUUAUU